CGGGUACAAUGAUCAAGCACAGCGUCGCGAUAAGCUACUCGCGCGCCGACAUGACCGAGCUCCAGAGCAAGAUCGCGCAAGCCAAGCAGGACGUUGCAGAUGGCCACGCCAAAGUUAGCGCCCUUGAGGCACGGAAUGCAGCGAGCCAAGCUAAAGUCGAGCAACUCGAGAAGGACGCCGAGUCGGUCGCAUUCCUCAAGGAAGAGGCAAUACUGGGGCGACACAAGCUGCAGCGCCGCUUCUCCGCCGUCGGUGGCCACGAAGAUACGCUCAAAGUCCUUGUUGCAGCGCUUGCAGAGACGAAAGCGGAGGUCGCUCGCUUGCGGCAGGAAAAGGCGUAUUUGGCCAGCGGUCGACGAGACACGGAGAAGGAGCUCGCGGGCCUCCAGAGCGCUCUCGCCAAGUCCCAAGCCAAGUCCGAGUCGUACAAACAAGAGUACAACCAAGUGGUGGCAAAGCAGCACGACGUCGAGGCCAAGCUGCACCAAAUCGCAACCUUCUUGACUGCCACGACAUAGCUCGCUUCGAAGAAGGGAUAUAAUGGAAGGACCGUAAUGGUGUGUAUUAGAUGUAUUGUAGUUUCUCGCGG
Molecule: messenger RNA, 589 nt
Organism: Saprolegnia parasitica CBS 223.65
Lineage: Eukaryota; Oomycota; Saprolegniomycetes; Saprolegniales; Saprolegniaceae
Exons: 2
Coding region: 9-518 (169 amino acids)
Source: RefSeq, a predicted model, not a curated record